AUGUCUGAGCAGUUAGAAGCGCAUGGAAAGCAGAGCGCUCAUCCAGCACAGCAGCCACAGCAGCCCGAACAGGAGCAGAUUGUCGCUGGCGUACCGGAGAACAUUUACCCGGGUUACGAGCAAGUUACUGAUGAGCAGUACCAUCAGCAACCUUAUCAUUACAAUGCUGCUAAAGGCUACUCUCAAAGAGGAACCAGAAAUGGCAAUCCUGCUAAACAAGGUCAGCCAAGGGGCGGUAGAUAUGGGUCGAACAAAUAUAAUUAUAACGUUAAUAGCAAUAGCCCUUCCGGUCAGUUCAACCGCUUCAAUGAAGCUGCUGGUGGUGGUCAUGCUAGAAAUUAUAAUAGUAAUGGUUACAAACCCCACAGACGUAACAUCAAUCCAGCAGCUAUGAACAUGCAAUGGCAGGGUUAUUAUAACCCUCAAAUGUAUUAUAUGGCUCCACAGUUAGCACCCGGUAAUGCUUCAGCAGCAACAUCAAUGGAAAUGCCACAAUCGACGUCGCCAAUUCAAACACAUGCUUCAAGUGCUUCACCCCCCGCUACUAGGAAGAUUGAAAUUACGACAAAGACAGGUGAGCAUCUCGAUUUGAAUAGUCUUCAUUCACAUAACACACACGCUAUUUUGCAUAAUGGAACUCAUCAAGGCUUUGAAACGAAAACUCCAGGCUCUGCGACAAGAAUAACAGAAAAUGUAACAGAAAGUGACAAAAUCCCUGAAACAGCUCUUAACGAAAAAAGGAACGAAAAUAUCCUAAAUCCAACAGAGAAGGGUAUUACAGAAGCAGAAAAAACCAAACGGGAAUUUUUGGAGCAAAUCAAGCAACGUAAAGCUGCUCUGGAAAGGAAGAAACUAGAGCAAUUUGAAGCUUUAAAGACUAAAACUACCGAGAAGGAAGUGACAUUGGAAUCAAACGAAAAGGAGAGAAAAGAUGCACCAUUCUCAGUUAGUGAAAAAGAUUUGGAUACUAAUGAUACUCUUUCUCCGAUCUUCCAAGAAACCGAAAAGACCAGUAAGGAUGAGAAACAGCUAUUAUCUGAAGCAACAGUCUCUAUGAAUGAGCAGAAGGUGUCAGCUAUUGAUGAAGAGAUUCUUUCCACGCAACUUGUAAAUUCUAAAGAGCCCAUUCAAGCCGCUGUUAAACAAGAAAACGUUACCGAGGAGCAGAAUAAAGAUCAAAAACCUGCUGACAUUGAAACGGAAUCUCAAAGUGCCUCGAAGGAUGCUUCGGAAGUAAAGGUAGCGGCAAAUGAAGAAAAUGAAGAGUCAUCGGUCAUAGGAAAUCUGGACACAAAGGAUUUGGAAACUCCAGUAGAUGAUGCCAAAACUGAGUCAGAGGAGGCAGAAAUCAAGGCGGAGGGUGCUAAGUCUGCGGUGGAUGACACAAAACCAGAGGAGGCAGAAAACAAGGCAGACACCUCUGAUGUUGUAGCUGACAUCACCAUGACAGAACUUUUAGAGAAAUUGGAUAAUGCUAAACCUAUUGAGGACAUUUAUUCAUUUAAGUAUCCAGCUGGUGUAGAUCUCCCAGAUCCAAGAUACCAAAAAUCUCAUAUCAAGUACACCUAUGGACCUACAUUUUUGCUUCAGUUCAAGGAUAGAAUUAAAACAGCUGCUGAUGAAGAAUGGGUAAAAAAAGCUGCCUCAAAAAUUGUGAUUCCACCUGGUAUGAACAAAGCAGGGAAACAAAGAGAUGGUGGCUCAUUUGGAGGCCCAGGCGGAAGAAUGAACGGCAGUGACUUCAGAAAAAGUGGCUCUAUGAGAAAUAUGGAUGGUAGAUCCAAUUCCAGAAAUUCUUCAAAGAAAAAGUCAAAGAGGAUGCUGGACGAUAGAAGAUCCAACAGGUCGUACACGUCCAGAAGAGAUAGAGAGAGGGCUGAAAUGGAACGUAAAGAAGCCGAAAAGCCUAAAGAAGAAGUCGCUCCUUUGGUUCCAAGUGCUAACAGGUGGGUUCCAAAAUCUAAACAGCAGAAAAACGAAAAAAGGAUGGCACCAGAUGGCGUGACACAACUUUUGGAGAAGGAUGAAGUCGAACGAAAGAUGAAAUCGCUCUUAAACAAGCUUACUUUGGAAAUGUUUGAUAAAAUUUCAAGUGACAUUUUAACAAUCGCGCAUCAAUCUAAAUGGGAAAAUAAGGGUGAAACUUUGGGUAUUGUCAUAGAGCAGAUUUUCAUAAAGGCGUGCGAUGAACCUCAUUGGUCUUCCAUGUAUGCACAACUCUGUGGUAAAGUCGUGAAGGAAUUAGACCCAGAUAUUAUGGAUGAGAACAACGAAGGCAAGACAGGACCAAAAUUGGUGUUGCAUUAUCUUGUUGCUAGAUGCCAUGCAGAGUUUGAUAAAGGUUGGACUGAUAAACUGCCCACAAAUGAAGACGGCACAGCUUUGGAGCCUGAAAUGAUGUCUGAUGAGUACUAUAAAGCAGCUACCGCCAAGAGAAGAGGAUUAGGUUUAGUUCGUUUUAUUGGGUUUUUGUAUCGUUUGAAUUUGUUGACAGGUAAGAUGAUGUUCGAAUGCUUCCGUAGAUUGAUGAAGGAUCUAAGUAAUAACCCUAGUGAGGAGACUUUGGAAUCCGUUAUCGAAUUACUAAGUACAGUCGGUGAACAGUUCGAAACAGAUAGUUUCAGUGCAGGGCAGGCUACCUUAGAGGGCUCUGCUCUUCUUGAUAGUUUGUUUGCUAGUUUGCAAGGGAUCACUCAAUCUGAAACUAUAUCGAGUAGAAUGAAGUUCAAGCUAAUUGAUAUGAAAGAAUUGAGAGAUAAACAUUGGAAUAGUAACAAAAAAGAAGAUGGGCCAAAAACCAUUCAACAAAUUCAUGAGGAGGAAAAAGAACGCCAACAAAGAAAAAGUAACUCUAGGUCUAAUUCUAGACGGGUUAACAAUUCAAUGGGUGGAAGGAACACUUCUAGAAGGGAAGUGCCAUCUGUCUCCAAGGAUAACUUCAUAACAACAAGAUCCUCCUCUUUAAGGCACACCCAAAAGCCAGUUCAAAAGGAAGAGCAACGUCAACCACAAAUGACAGCUACUAAUAUCUUUAAUGCAUUAAUGGAUGAUGACGAUGAAUAA
This is a messenger RNA of Zygotorulaspora mrakii, 3063 nucleotides long. RefSeq lists its product as uncharacterized. NCBI's taxonomy places the organism in Eukaryota, Fungi, Ascomycota, Saccharomycetes, Saccharomycetales, Saccharomycetaceae. The transcript has a single exon. Gene Ontology annotation, cellular component: eukaryotic translation initiation factor 4F complex. The record is from RefSeq and is a predicted model, not a curated record. The coding region runs from base 1 to 3063 and encodes 1020 amino acids. Gene Ontology annotation, molecular function: translation initiation factor activity; mRNA binding; protein binding.